UGACAUUGACAGUUUGGUAACCUCAAAUCUAACAAUAAAUAUUUUUGUUUUUUAUUAAAAUUUGUCUCCUGAUUUCGCCGUAAAUUGUUUAAUUAAAUAAUGGGAUAGUGUCAGUGAACAGUGCAAGAAUGUUUCGUGCAUUUGAUGCAUGCUGUGAUAAUGACGAAGAUGUUUCUCCUCCUAAGUCACCAAGAAGAGAUCUUGGAAAUAGUUCAGAUGAAAAUUCCUGCCAAAUGAUUAUCGAUAAUUCUGAAAAUGUUUUGAAAAUAAUGAGGAAUUUAUACUAUCACAAAGAGAUGUGCGAUGUCUAUCUAAAGAUAAGCAACAAAGAGUAUGCUGCUCAUAGGCUAGUUCUUUGUGCUUCAAGUGACGUUUUUCAGGCUAUGCUUAUGAAACCAGAAUGGACUGAAUGGAGAGAAAGUAAAAUUGAACUAAAGGAAUUGCCACAAUGUGAAAAUGUUUUUCACUUAUUUUUGGAGUACCUCUACACUGGUAGAAUUCUUAUUACCCAUACAAAUGUUAUUGCAAUUUUAGCCCUUGCAGAUAAAUAUAUAGUAAAGAGCUUAACAAGAUUAUGUCUUAACUAUAUGAGCAAGCAUAUACCACAUGCUGCUAAUCAUAAUCAGCUUUUUUCCUGGCUUCAAUAUGCUUUAAAUUGUGGUCAUAAAGAAGUUGCUAUCAUGUGUCAAAACUAUAUAAAAUGGAACUUUGAAGCUGUAGCAAACACACCAGACUUCAGUAAUUUUGAACCAGAAAUAUUCAGUAAUUUAUUACAACAAAACGAUUUGCUCAUUUAUAAUGAAAUGGUUCUGUUCAAUUGCGUCUCAAGAUGGUUAGAUUUGCAAGAGAUUCGCUUGAAACAGUUGGGUUUAGAACAGAAUGAAGUUGACAAACAUAUGCUAAAUUUAGUAGAAUCAAUAAUGCAAUCAAUUAGAUUUACAAUGAUGUCACCUGCAGAACUUGCAGAUUUAAUUUUACUGCCGCUCGUGAAACGAUACAGUUCGUUUUUUUUGGAUAAAAUGGCUUUAGGAAUGGCUUAUCAUUUUGGUACACUUAAAGGAGACAAGGAAAUCGACCCAGUGCAAUUCACGCCGAGGCUUUACACUUGUGACAGAUACAGCACAAUACUCUCCAUAGAAAAGGUGAGAGAUUUACCGAGUUAUCAUGUUUCAACGUUUGUAUUUUCAACUCACAUGUCUACUUGUGAAUCCGACUCUGAUAAGAUAAGCGAGUGGACUGUUGACGUUUAUCCAAAAGGUGUGUGGUUUAAGAAAUGUUUAUUGAUAGUGUGGCAAGGUACUCUGGAAGUUCCAGAAGAAAUUAAACCCACAGUUAGGUUAUCACUGACAUGUAGGGAACCAAAAAAAGAAGACUUUAAAGUUCGUGUUGGAAUACUUCUUUAUGGAUUACAAGGAGGUGUUCAACACGUACUGCAAGUGGUGGAAAAAGAGUGUUAUUUCAACCCGACAAAUAAAAUUAUGGUAGUUGAUGAUCUCCUGCCAUUUGAAGAACUCAAUCCACCGACAAGUAAAAGCCACAAAUAUAGGAGUCCAUACCUUAUAGGUUCGGAUCAAAAUGAACUGAAAAUAAAUCUAAUUAUAACGCCACUUUCAUCAUUAUAAUUUUGAAAGGAAUUAUACCCAUUUAGUUGUUUUUUGCUUAGUGUAUAGAGUGUAAGAUCUAAAAUUUGUUAUGAAUAAAACAAAUAAUUUUAUUAGUUUUUAUAAAAUAUUUUUUGUUUUAUUCACAAAAUUAUGUUUAUUGCAACUUCAAACAAGUAUUCAAUAAUCAAAAAUAUAUUUAAGUCUCUUAAAAAACGUUAAGUAAAAAAGUAUCGUUACUGAAUUUAUAAUAUAAAUGAGUACAUAUUAUACAAAAGUAAUGCUGAUUAAAAAAGUAGAAGUAUGAAAAAAGG
Agrilus planipennis (emerald ash borer) is the source of this 1915-nucleotide messenger RNA. RefSeq names its product BTB/POZ domain-containing protein 17 (gene Tango10). The record is from RefSeq and is a predicted model, not a curated record. The coding region runs from base 129 to 1622 and encodes 497 amino acids. The transcript has 4 exons. Gene Ontology annotation, molecular function: protein binding. Lineage: Eukaryota; Metazoa; Arthropoda; Insecta; Coleoptera; Buprestidae.